Molecule: messenger RNA, 84 nt
Organism: Spirodela intermedia
Lineage: Eukaryota; Viridiplantae; Streptophyta; Magnoliopsida; Alismatales; Araceae
Source: the annotation of a GenBank genome assembly
AUGUGUGUGUGUGUGUGUGUGUGUGCGUGCGUGUGUGUGUGUGCGUGUGUGUGUGUGCGUGUGUGUGUGUGUGUGUGUGUGUGA